Messenger RNA from Gadus chalcogrammus (walleye pollock), 1260 nucleotides. It is a transcript of the gene inka1b, whose product is annotated as inka box actin regulator 1b. The transcript has 3 exons. Gene Ontology annotation, molecular function: protein kinase binding; protein serine/threonine kinase inhibitor activity. The record is from RefSeq and is a predicted model, not a curated record. Bases 152 to 1102 code for a protein of 316 amino acids. NCBI's taxonomy places the organism in Eukaryota, Metazoa, Chordata, Actinopteri, Gadiformes, Gadidae. Gene Ontology annotation, cellular component: nucleus.
AGGCCUCAGCCUCCGCAAUCUGAGAGAACCGUUCAUUGGAGAAGUUAGGAGCGCAAAUUGAUUUUUUUCAAUCUAUUGGGGAUUUAUGUUCAAAUUUAUGCGAAGGAAUAUUUGACGAAUUCUUGGAAUCCACUUAAGACACAUCACAAACAUGGGGUGUCUUGGUGAUUCCAGCAUGUGCCUGGGCGAGCAGAUGAUCCGAACCCUCCAGGACCUGAAGCAGACGGGACGCCCGCGGCCCCUGAGCGCGCCCUGCGCCGGCUCCUUCCCCGUCCCGCCGCUCUGCCAGCGCCGGAGCCGGCCCGGCCGGGACGCCCGGGUGACGCGGCUCCGCGUGUCCAGCUCCAGCGAGGCCAGCGCCUACGACUCGGCCUGCUGCCUGGCCGGGCCCCUGGAGGAGGAGGAGGAGGAGGAGGGGGAGGCGGGGGAGGGGCGGCUGGGCCCCGGGUCCCCCAGCAGCCGCAAGAGCCUGGACCUGGACUCGGGGUACUCGGAGGCGUCCUGGCAGGACGAGGGCGUGGUGCUGCGGAGGACCCGGAACGUGCGGGUGUCCGCCUCGGCGUGCCUGCGCACCAACCGGGGCGCGUCGGGCCGGGUCAGGCCCAAGUCCACGUCGGACGCGUGCCUGGAGCGCUGGACGUCGUUCGAGGCGUGCGGCGGCGGCGCCGAGGACUGGACGGCGGCGCUGCUGAGCCGCAGCAGGAACCGCUCGCCACUGGUCCUCGGGGACAACAGCUUCGCCGACCUCAUCCAGAACUGGAUGGACCUGCCCGAGUGCCCCGAGCCGGCGGAGCUGCCGCCCAGCGCGGGACGUCGCCUGGCCAAGGACCUGCUGGGGAACAUGCGCAGGAAGCUGGCAGGGAGGGCCAAGGGGGUGGAGGUGAGGCGCCGGCCGGUGGACCCCAACAGGGCCAGCCGGCCCCUGGAGGCCCCCAAGCGCAUGUCCUGCCCCGUGGGCUUCCAGGCCCUCAAACCCUUCUUCCACCAGUCGCACACUGGCAUCCACCAGCUGGACUCUACAGACUUCUACCAGUUCAACGCCCUGAUGAAGAGCGGCAGCCGGCAGCCCAUCAUAUGCAACGACAUCAUUGGAUACAUCUGAACCACGCUGCUGUGUUGGAAGAGAACGGACCCUGUUCCAUAAAUGUAUAUAGAAGGAUAUUUCGAAUUUGACAUCUGGUAUGUUGGUACACUUUUUGUAUACUGUUGUAAUAAAAGGGUUUUCUAUUUAAUAUGAAAAAUGUGUUUGUCGGAAUUUGG